AUGGACGAGAAUGAUUGUGACGAAGAAUCUGAUAACACCGCCACAAUGAGCACAAUUUCUCAGCACAAUUUCAGCGAUAAUUCGGAAACUAUCUGCAUCUCCAUCGUUGAGAACAUGAGGGAAGAUUACGGCUUAUACGUGUGGCCUUGCGCUGUAAUUCUCGGCGAGUAUGUUUGGCAGCAGAAGCAGCGAUUUUCAGAAGCUAACGUUGUUGAGCUUGGUGCUGGAACUUGCUUACCUGGUUUGGUUGCAGCAAAAGUUGGUGCCAGUGUCACUCUUACCGAUGACUCCAGCAGAUUGGAGGUGCUUGACAACAUGAGAAGAGUUUGUGACUUGAAUAAACUUGAGUGCAAUGUGCUAGGACUGACGUGGGGAGUUUGGGAUUCGUCCAUAUUUGAUUUACGACCUACAAUUAUUCUAGGGGCUGAUGUGUUGUAUGACUCGAAUGCUUUUGACGACCUCUUUGCCACUGUGGCAUUCUUGCUCCAUAAUUCACCUGGAUCAACUUUUAUAACUUCAUAUCACAAUAGAAGUGGACAUCACCUUAUUGAGUUUUUGAUGCAAAGAUGGGGUUUGAAGUGUGUCAAGCUUCUUGAUGGGUUUUCUAUCCUGCCAUCCUUCAAGGCUUCUCAGCUAAGUGGUAACAUCCAAUUGGUAGAGAUGGCUCUAAUGUCGAAAGAUAAUGCUUGA
Molecule: messenger RNA, 690 nt
Organism: Lathyrus sativus (Indian pea)
Lineage: Eukaryota; Viridiplantae; Streptophyta; Magnoliopsida; Fabales; Fabaceae
Source: the annotation of a GenBank genome assembly